UUUUUUUGUUGUAAAUUUUUGGUAAAUUUCCUCUUAUGUAGUGUAAUUUUAAUUUUAUUUGUAUUUAUUAUAAUUAUCUAUUAUCGUUGUAUUAAGUUCUUGUUAAAUUGUUUCUUACAACAAAUUUUGCAGGAUGAAUGAAGAAAUAACACCUAUCAAGAAAAUAACUAGCACAACUAAACAAUGGACAGCAAAGAUUCGUGUUUUGGAAAAGUGGAAUCCACGAAUCCCAAAAACAGGCUCAACAAGAUAUCAAAGGCUCAUUUUGGCUGAUGCAGAGGGUACACAAGUUCAAGCUAUACUUUAUCAAGAUCAAAUAGAACAAUUCCAAGAUACCUUCAAAGUUUUUAACUCAUACUAUGUCUCAAAUGCUGUUGUCAAGUUGCUACAAGAAAAAUACCGUAUCACACCACAAUCAUGGCAAUGGCAAUGGACAAUCACUGCUAGCACACUUAUUCGAGAUGUUGAAAACAGUAAUGAAGAUAACAAUGCCCCAACAUAUCACUUUGUACCAUUCAAUGAAUUCUCUGACCAUCUUGGCAAUGAAACAUCAUCCAUAGAUAUUCUUGCAGCAGUUAUUCAAAUUAAGCCACCAAAAACAAUCACAACAGAAAAUGGAACCACAACUGCACAAGAAAUUGUACUCAUUAAUGAAGACAGGUUAAUGCCAAUAGUUUUAACUUUGUGGGGUCAAUUUGUCACUAAUGAAGGAGAGAGAUUGCAAGCCAUUGCUCAAUCAUUUCCAACUCUAAUUGCAAUCAGGCUUAAAGUCUCAUCGUUUCGCGGACAAUCAUUAUCAACAAAACCAACAUCAGCUUUUGUGCUCAACCCCAACUUCAAAGCUGCACACCAACUUCACAAUUGGUGCAUCCAAAAUGAAGAAGUUAUUAGAACUUUACCUUCUCCACUUGAAACUCAUGUUCGAAACAUCACAACUCCAAGUCCUAAAGUAGAUAAAAUCAUUUCCAUCAGCAGCAUUCCAUCUUCUCCAGAUGCGGAUGGAAAAGUUUCAAAUGAGGCCCUUCCAAAAUUAAAUGUGCCAGAAUAUCACAUUAUUCAACUAAAGCCUCGCCAAUAUCAGUUCCGUGGACAAGUAAUGCUUCAACAUGUCAUCACAUCAGUGAACAAUGAUGAUGCAGAACCCUCCAUCAUAACUCUUUCUUCAAAACCACAUCGACAAUCUAUCCAAAUAGAACCCAAGGCAAAGAAAGAACUAUUUCCAUUAACUGUUGGUACAAAUGUUGCUUCUGAUAUUUCAACUGCUGCUAUUGGUACAAAUUCUGCUUCUCAUAUAUCUGCCGCAACAAGUGUACCCUCUAUAAAAUCUCUCUAGAAAAACACUCUACACUAUAAUAUUUUUGUAAUAGGUUACUACAAUGUGACAUAUUUUUGGUUUGAUUUGCUAUGGCUCAAGUGGUUUGGUUUGUAACAUAUUUUUGUUGUUGCCUGUUUGCAACUACAAUGUGCUAGACACAACUCAAUAUUACUUUUGGUUUGGUUUGGUUCUUACUGCUCAUGAAAGUAAAUUAUCCAAUAUUACUUAUAAUGGGUACUAACCCACUUACUACUACAACUCUUAUUCUCUUCCGGCAUGAAUAGUUUGAACUUAAUUUUUAUAGUACUAUUUUGAAAAUCAAAAAAAUAUGGUGUGUUGAUUCUUAUGAUGUGUGGAGAUAAUAAUAUGAUGUGUGUGAUGUAGACCUCAAUGCAUGCUAAGUCCUUGUCUUCCUCCCAUAUCUACAGAUUUAUACAAAUAAGUAACAUGAAUGCAAGAUUCCCCUCAUUUGUUGUCACAUUUAAUAGUCUAUAAUGUUUUUUAUUUAAUUCCAUUUCAUUUUUUCCAUCUGUGGUUCAUCCAUUCAUCCAAAAUACCAAAUUUAUUAACAAAAUUAUAUUAUUAUCUCCUUUUAUUAAUGGGCAUUUUAAUGGGCAUCAGUUAGCGUGCUUUGCACGCAACCCCCUCACUAGUAAAUAUAAAAGAGAUAAUAAUAUCAUUUCUUUAUCUAUAUGACUAGAGAUGGCAACGAGACAGGUAGGAAUGACAAUGGGCCGGGGUGGGGCCAGGGACCACACUCCCCGUCCCCAAUCCCCGAUUGUGAAAAUCUCCCAAUCCCCGGCCUCGAUCCCCGACAGGGGACCUAUCACCCAUCCCCGACCCCUAACGGGGAUCGUGUUUCCCCGACCCCGAAAAUUUCCCAGACCAAAUCUGUUUCGACAACACCAUGAACAACAACAUCACCAUCAUCAUCAUCAUCAUCAUCAUCAUCAUCAUCCCCAAUUGUUUCAUUUUCAGCAUUAACAUCAACAAAAUCAUCAACCAAUCCACUACCCAAAAAAAGAAAAAAAAAAUGGACAGAACACACACAUACACGUGUAUACAUACACAAACAGUACAGAUCUGAGGACGGAAAAAAUGGACAAAACACACAUAUACAUGUAUAAAUACAUACACAAACAGUACAGAUCUGAGGAGGACGGAAAAAAUGGACAGAACACACACAUACAUGUAUAAAUACAUACACAAAUAGUACAGAUCUGAGGACGGAGGCGACAGAGGCGAUGGACGACGACGGAGGCAUGGACGACUGCGACGAUUACGGAGAAGGACGACGGAGGCGCUGAGGCGAUGGACGAAGGCGCUGAGGCAAUGGACGGAGGCUAUGACUGCGACGACGGAGACGAUGGACGACGAUCAGCGUCGCGGACAGUGGCGGCGGUAGGCUGAGGAGGAGGAGAAGAGCAGCUUGCGAGAGUGAGAGAGUAGAGG
Molecule: messenger RNA, 2767 nt
Organism: Camellia sinensis
Lineage: Eukaryota; Viridiplantae; Streptophyta; Magnoliopsida; Ericales; Theaceae
Source: RefSeq, a predicted model, not a curated record